CGGGUGUGACGCUUCGGUCCUAAACACAACGGCUCCAGGAACACAAGUCCCGCCGGUCUGGACGCGAAGUCUCGGUACCUGCUGUCACUUCGCGGACAGCUGGUUUGCUUGCCGGCUAACUGGCUCAUUUGCCUCGUAUUUAGAACUCCAUUAGGGUCUUUUUAUUUCCGUUUAAUUAGACUUUUGUUGACAUUGUCGGACGCUAGCUCGGCUAAGCUCGCUCCCCGGACUGUGUGUGUUUACUUGCUGAGAAUGUUACGUAAUGUUUCGGGAAGCUCUGGAUGUAGCCUGUUAGCUCUGGUUAGCAUUUAAGUAGUACGCGCUCGUCUGGUCCUCGGCGUUUAUUUACUGAAAAAUGGGGAUCAAAAGGAUUCAUGUCAGCAUCGCAUAUGCGACAUUCGGCGCUUUGGUGGGAAUCUCUGCGUUCCUGGUCUGGAAUAUCGCCUAUAAACAGCCGUGGACGGCCGCCAUGGGAGGCCUAGCAGGUGUGAUGGCUCUGUGGUGUCUGGUCACUCACAUCAUGUACCUGCAGGACUUCUGGAGGACUUGGCUGAAGGGUCUGAGGUUCUUCAUGGCGGUGGGUGUCGUCUUCUCCAUCACUGCUGCCACUGCCUUCAUCACCUUCCUCACUCUGGCUGUCACCCAGAAACAAUCCCUGACGGACCCUCGCAGCCUCUACCUGUCGAGUGUGUGGAGCUUCCUGACCCUGAAGUGGGCCUUCCUGUUAACUGUGUACUCACACAGAUACCGCCAGGAGUUUGCUGACAUCAGCAUCCUCAGCGACUUCUAGACCACUUUACAUAACUUGAGUCAAACAGGUCAACGUUACAUGACUCUGCAUCAACUUCAGGCGAGGAUGUUUAUUGUGCUGUGUCACGUGACCAAAUCCAUAUCCGCUGUUUAACCUUGCUACAUCAUCAGUAUUUUCUCCAGUGUCUGCAUGGCAAAGUCUCAAGCUUUUCCUCCAUAACCUUAACGCUUUAUUUACGAGGAAUUUCUUGACCACAUGAUGUGGUGCAGAUUCACUGACCAAUAGCAACAUAAAAGUUGUGAUACGGAAACAACUUUUCAUUUAAAAAUGACAUUUGCCUCUUGUUUUUUGUUUGCUGCAUUAUUGAGGGAUUAAUUUAAUCUCUGAAGUGUUUCAGCUGGAGGGCAGUUAUGAGCAGAAAAAAGGAUUUGAUUUGUUUAAAAAAAAUGGAUCAGUACUGCUAUAAGUAUACAACAAAGAGCUUUAACUAUGGCAAUAAAAUGAGGAAGUAUUAAGAGUGAUGCUCGGGCAGAUCUCCAGAACAACCAAUUCAGUUAUGGAACUUUUAUUAAUUAACCUGUCUGACACUUUUACAGAAUUAUUGUACAGACUUUCACUACUUUAAGGCUCAUGUUUGUUAUUCAACGUAAUUUGAUUCCAGAGUUGCACAAAAACACCUUUGAUUUCUGACAUAUCUUAAAGGUUUGAAUAUUGUAUUUUUUUUUUAGAAAGAGCGACCACGUCUGUUGCUGUUGUACAGUUCCUCUGUUACUCCACCAGGGGUCCCUGUUACCCAAUUGUGCGGUUUACAUUCCUUGUUAUGAUUUUAAAAAUGUGUCGGCGGAAUAUUUGCACUUUAGUCUCGGAUGGUGGCGUUUUGCACACGGACAUGCUGUUUUAAGUGUUGGACUAAUAUUUGCUCCCAGUUUGAAGGAUUUGUUUGCAUCCUGAUGAACCUUGACGUGCAUCAUGAGUUGUGUCCCUGUUGUCAAGCGACAGAAUGUAAAGUUUAAACCAAUAAAGACUAUUGUUGAAUAACAG
Messenger RNA from Synchiropus splendidus (mandarinfish), 1792 nucleotides. RefSeq names its product solute carrier family 48 member 1a (gene slc48a1a). NCBI's taxonomy places the organism in Eukaryota, Metazoa, Chordata, Actinopteri, Syngnathiformes, Callionymidae. Bases 356 to 790 code for a protein of 144 amino acids. Gene Ontology annotation, biological process: heme transport. The record is from RefSeq and is a predicted model, not a curated record. The transcript has 3 exons. Gene Ontology annotation, cellular component: plasma membrane; lysosomal membrane. Gene Ontology annotation, molecular function: heme transmembrane transporter activity; heme binding.